UACCUGCACAGCUGGGAGUACAGGCAUCCAGAGGCUUUUGCGGGGAAGAGAGUGGUUGUGAUUGGCAUCGGGAACUCUGGAGCGGAUGUGGCUGGCGAGAUCAGUCGUGUUGCUGAGCAGGUUUUCCUCAGCACGAGACGAGGCGCGUGGAUUUGGAACCGGGUGUGGGAUGACGGCAACCCCAUGGACACCGCCCUCUUCACCCGGUACAAUAGUGCACUCCAAAAACUACUGCCCUCAUUCCUCAUCAACAGGUGGGCAGAGAAGAAACUGAACGCAAGGUUCAACCAUGCCAACUACGGGCUGCAGGCUGCACACAGAUUUCUCAGCCAUCAGUCUACUUUUGCUGACGACCUGCCAAAUCACAUAAUCACAGGAAGAGUGCGGAUGAAACCAAACGUCAAGGAGUUCACCGAGACGUCCGCCAUCUUUGAGGAUGGCACUGAAGAGGAGGUUGACACUGUCCUCUUUGCCACAGGAUACACCUGCUCUUUCCCCUUCUUGGAGGAUGACUUAGCAAUCCUGGAGAGCCAGCAUUCCAUGUAUAAGUUUGUCUUCCCUCCUCAGCUGGAGAAGCCAACGCUGGCUUUCAUUGGCCUCCUGCAGCCCGUGGGGGCCCUCAUCCCCACAGCAGAACUCCAGAGCCGAUGGGUUGUGCGCGUGUUCCAAGGACUGAAAAACUUGCCCUCAGAGGCUGACAUGCUGGCUGAGAUCAACAGAAGGAAAAGGAGAAUGGCCAAAGAGUUUGUGGAGAGCCCAAGAGAUGCAUCUCGAGUGUACUACAUCGACUACAUGGAUGAGAUUGCUGCUGAGCUAGGCGUCAAACCCAACCUGCUCUCCCUCUUCCUCUGGGAUGCCAAGCUAGCCAGAGAGGUUUUCUAUGGGCCCUGCACCUCAUACCAGUACCGCCUACAGGGGCCCGGCAAGUGGACCGGGGCCCGGGCAGCCAUCCUCACCCAGAGAGCCCGGAUCCUCAAGCCCCUGAGAACACGUGUGCUCCAGCACUCUGGCUCCCGUUCCUCUAGGUGGCUUUGGGUCACAAGAGUCUGUGCUGUCAUCUCUCUCUCUGCUUCCAUGGUCAUCAUCUUGCAGAUGACCRGUCAUUAA
Molecule: messenger RNA, 1107 nt
Organism: Urocitellus parryii (Arctic ground squirrel)
Lineage: Eukaryota; Metazoa; Chordata; Mammalia; Rodentia; Sciuridae
Source: RefSeq, a predicted model, not a curated record